UGCUAUUUAUUAUUUAGUAGACGCAUAAGUAUAUUACCCGCAAACUUUGUUUAUGACCACCCCCACUACCAUCACCCCCACUUUGUUAUCCUCACCACAGUAGUGGUUGGCCUUCCCCAGGUGAAUUCAAGGCGUUUCUAGAGUAGGGUCAGAAAGGCGUUACGAUUUUAUGCCAUUGAAAUCCCCCAACCAAUCAGAAGUUGGCUUCGUGAGAGGAGCACUUGGGUCGUUGGUGCAUCCAGUCUCCAGCCACAGUCGAAAGUCAAGCAUCACUAACGCUGGUCGUUCCAGAAUUUGGUUUCAAUCUCCACCAAACGAGUGUUGUGUGAUUUGAGUGUGUAUCAGUUCAGUGAAAUCAUGCCGCGUCCGUCGCGAGAGUCCUACGGGGAUCAGAAGCCGCCGUAUUCGUACAUCUCCCUCACGGCGAUGGCGAUCUGGAGCUCGCCGGAGAAGAUGCUGCCGCUCUCAGACAUCUACCGGUUCAUCACUGAUCGCUUCCCGUAUUACCGACGCAACACACAACGCUGGCAGAAUUCACUCCGGCAUAAUCUCUCAUUCAAUGAUUGUUUCAUCAAGAUCCCCAGAAGACCUGAUCGACCUGGAAAAGGUGCUUACUGGGCUCUACAUCCAGCUGCUUUUGAUAUGUUUGAGAAUGGGAGUCUACUUCGACGUCGCAAGCGUUUCAAACUGCUUAACGAUAAAGAUACCUUGGAUAGUGAACUGGCUGCAUUGGCGAAUAUAAACCGCUUUUUCUUCGCUCCGACGGACAACCAUCUGGAUACAAGCAUGCCACCGUCGGCUGUGUCACCCUGCUCACCAGGAGCUCCUGUGAGUUAUGAACCUACACCACCACGAGUACCCUCACCCGGGGUGAUAGGAACCACCACGGAAGCCAUCACUACAAUACGCCCGAAGAGAGCCUUCACGAUUGAAAGUCUCAUCUCGCCGGAUAAACCAAAACCAGACAAAAACCAGGUGAGAUCCGAAGCAAGCAUCAAACAAGAACUGCAUCCACCCUCACCAGCAGCCUAUGUGCAAUGGGGCCUAUCACCAUAUUGUGACCUAGGAAUACCACAACCUCUGCUUAUCCCUCCGAUGGGUUAUUAUCACCAUUACGGAGUUGGUGUUGGUGGUGUAGGGAUGCCAACAACAGAAGACCUUUUAAGGGUGCCGCAGCUAGCCCUGCGUUCGGUCUGAUCUGAGUAGAUAAUAAAAGUCUGAUUACGAGAUAAUAAACUCAAGUGCAUCAAGAGUGAUGAUCUCAAUCUGAUAGUAGUAGACUAUAUGAAGUAUAGCAUAUGAAUGUAAAAUGUACUGAUGGCGCUGAUGUUAGAAUUUGUAACAAUGUGUAAUGUUCCUGCAUAGCUAGACAUAGUCUCUAGAUGUAAAUAAUAUAAACUUAUAUGAGAUGAAUAUGAAGAGAAUGAGUUCUAUUACUCUAUUACUAUAGCGAUUAACUGAAAGUCAAUGUGAUAUAAUUUUAGUAAAUGAAAUAAAAGAAGAGAAGAAAACGCUCAUGUGUAUUGUAAAUAAAUAAAUAAAUAAAUAAAUAAAUAAAUA
Molecule: messenger RNA, 1560 nt
Organism: Dalotia coriaria
Lineage: Eukaryota; Metazoa; Arthropoda; Insecta; Coleoptera; Staphylinidae
Product: fork head domain-containing protein FD4-like
Biological process (GO): anatomical structure morphogenesis; cell differentiation; regulation of transcription by RNA polymerase II
Molecular function (GO): RNA polymerase II cis-regulatory region sequence-specific DNA binding; DNA-binding transcription factor activity, RNA polymerase II-specific
Source: RefSeq, a predicted model, not a curated record